CACCAUAAAGGGAAUUGGACAAUACUAGGGGUAAUUAUCUUUUCUACUAGGUCCCUCUGUCUUUUUUUUUAAGGGAGGAAAAUGCAAUAUACUAUUCGGUAUAGCGUUUUGUUAUUAAGUUUUGUCGCCUUUGUGUUCGCACUCCUUGGGACCAUUCCACUACCAUAUUUUGUGCGUAAAUUGAGCAAAACUUACUCUCAGAGUGGCGAGAUCAUUGUUACCCUAUGGUCGAUGCACACUACUAAAAUCGAAUUGGAUAAUGGCGGCACAUCAGUGAUCGCCUCACCCACUCCUGAGAUACGCAACCAUCGACUCCGCUGUAAAGAGGAGCGAGAUCGCUUCAUGACGCUGCAGUCAUUUGCUAUUAUGGGAGUUGUUUUUGGGCUCUAUGCCUUUCUUAUGUCUUGUCUACAAUGUUUCUUUUAUCUAAAGGUUAAGUUGCCGUUGUUGCUUUUAUUAGCAUUGUCUUUCUUGUCAGAGUUUAUUCUCAUUAUUGUUGGAAUUUCCAUUUAUCAAAACACUGGAUGCAAAGGCAAAUCAAACAGCUUUGCUUCCUUUAAGGAUGCUGAUUACGCUUUCGGAACGUCUUUUAUAAUGCACAUUUUAUGCUGCUUCACAUACAUAAUAUGCUUGCUGUUAACUCCCUUUACGCAGGAUUUAUGGUGUGGGAAGCGGUAGCGGAGAGAGAAGUUCGAAAGAUAACAUUAUCAUCUGUCGUUUCGACACAUCUCAAGUCGCUUCGCUGAUUGUUGAAUGGACAGACAAAAAGUUAAUCUCUAACAAUUGCACUUUUUCUUGAUUUAUAUUGUUAUACCUAAAGCGUUAUUUAACGACAAAGUAAGAUGCUAAAAGAAAUGAAAAUAUAAAUUACAUUGUUUUUUAAUCUGAAUCUUGUUACUUGAAUGUGAAAAGAUUAGCUGCCGUUUAGUGCAUCAAAUUAUAAUAUUAUUAUUACACAUGUACAUAUAUGGAACAAGAGGCUGAGGAUUUGGUAAACUCCCUUGAAGGUGUUUGGUUUUUGAAUUUCUUUUCUAACACCGAAAAAUUCGACCCUAUUUGAGGCCUAAAGACAUUUGGGUAAAAAAAAUGCCGAAGAAAUUUAAUGUAGAGUUUGGAAAAAAAUACAUAGUACAUUUCUAUUCAAAUUAGUAAGAAAGAGAGAUAAAAUAUAAUUACAUAAACA
This is a messenger RNA of Phytomonas sp. EM1, 1183 nucleotides long. The record is from the annotation of a GenBank genome assembly. NCBI's taxonomy places the organism in Eukaryota, Euglenozoa, Kinetoplastea, Trypanosomatida, Trypanosomatidae.